This is a messenger RNA of Fukomys damarensis (Damara mole-rat), 8890 nucleotides long. It is a transcript of the gene Cenpe, whose product is annotated as centromere protein E. Lineage: Eukaryota; Metazoa; Chordata; Mammalia; Rodentia; Bathyergidae. The coding region runs from base 1 to 8577 and encodes 2858 amino acids. Gene Ontology annotation, molecular function: microtubule binding; plus-end-directed microtubule motor activity; ATP binding. Gene Ontology annotation, biological process: mitotic cell cycle; microtubule-based movement. Gene Ontology annotation, cellular component: microtubule. The transcript is spliced from 52 exons. The record is from RefSeq and is a predicted model, not a curated record.
AUGGCUUUAGCCCUAGAGGCCUUCGGUUCCCAGGAUCCACCAGACACCAUAGUGCCCGCCGAAAUAUCCAGACAACCGCCAGCUCAGGAUCCAGAACCCUUUAAAUCCGUCCCCCACUCUAGCGCGGUGGACGCGCCUGCUUUCCCCCAGCUCCGCGCCGCAGGUGGAAUGGCCCGUGACGUCACGAAGGCGCGGCCCAAUCAGGCGCGGCGUCGACCUCGGGCCUCGGCGCCCUGGCCCGGUGACAGCGAGCGAGCUGCACACCUGCGACCUUCCCUGAGAGAAGAACUUGGAGAAGCUACCCAGGUUUACUGGAAAACUGACAAUAAUGCUAUUUAUCAAGUUGAUGGGAGUAAAUCCUUCAAUUUUGAUCGUGUAUUUCAUAGUAAUGAAACUACUAAAAAUGUAUAUGAAGAAAUAGCAGUGCCAAUCAUCGAUUCUGCCAUACAGGGUUACAAUGGGACCAUAUUUGCCUAUGGACAGACUGCUUCUGGAAAAACACAUACUAUGAUGGGCUCGGAAGAUUGUUUGGGCGUUAUACCCAGGGCAAUUCAUGACAUCUUCCAGAAAAUUAAGAAGUUUCCUGAGAGAGAAUUUCUCCUGCGUGUGUCUUACAUGGAGAUAUACAAUGAAACCAUUACAGAUUUACUCUGCAGUACUCAAAAAAUGAAACCUUUGAUAAUUCGAGAAGACAUCAAUAGGAAUGUGUACGUUGCUGAUCUCACAGAAGAAGUGGUUUACACAUCAGAAAUGGCUUUGAACUGGAUCACAAAGGGAGAAAAGAGCAGACAUUAUGGAGUAACAAAAAUGAAUCAAAGAAGCAGUCGUUCACAUACCAUUUUUAGGAUGAUUUUGGAAAGCAGAGAGAAAGGUGAACCUUCUAACUGUGAUGGCUCUAUCAAGGUGUCCCAUUUGAAUCUGGUUGAUCUUGCAGGCAGUGAAAGAGCUGCUCAAACAGGAGCUGAAGGUGUGCGACUCAAGGAAGGCUGUAAUAUAAACCGAAGCUUGUUUAUUUUGGGACAAGUUAUCAAGAAACUAAGCGAUGGACAGUUUGGUGGUUUCAUAAAUUACCGAGACAGCAAAUUAACUCGAAUUCUCCAAAAUUCCCUGGGAGGAAAUGCAAAAACACGCAUCAUCUGCACAAUCACUCCGGUGUCUUUUGAUGAAACCCUGACCACUCUGCAGUUUGCUAGCACUGCUAAAUAUAUGAAGAAUACUCCUUAUGUCAAUGAGGUGUCAAGUGAUGAAGCGCUCCUGAAAAGAUACAGAAAAGAAAUAGUGGACCUCAAAAAGCAACUGGAGGAGGUAAAUAUAAAGACUCGGGCCCAGGAAAUGGAAAAGGACCAGUUGGCCCAGCUUUUGGAUGAAAAAGAUUCACUUCAAAAAGUACAGGAUGAAAAGAUUCAGAACUUAACCCGGAUGCUGGUGACCUCUUCUUCUCUCACAUCACAACAAGAAUUAAAGGCUAAAAGAAAACGAAGAGUCACUUGGUGCUUUGGCAAAAUUAACAAAAUGAAGGAGUCAAACUAUGUAAACGAAUUUAGUAUGCCAGCAAAUGUGACAACAAGGACACACAGGAGCGCCGUCACCCUUUUGGGGGAAAUUGAUGAGUCUCUCUGUGUGGAGUCUGAUUUCUUCAGCGGUACUCUUGAUACGUUAACUGAGAUCGAGUGGAAUUCAGCGACAAAGCUACUAAAUGAGGAAAACAUAGAGAGUGAGUUCAACUCUCUUCGUGCUAAAUAUGAUAAUCUAGUAUUGGACUAUGAACAACUACGAAGAGAAAAUGAAGAAAUGGGAUUAAAAUUAAAAGAAAAAAAUGAUUUGGAUGAAUUUGAGGCUCUAGAAAGAAAAACUGGAAAAGAUCAAGAGAUGCAACUAAUUCACGAAAUCUCCAACCUAAAGAAUUUAGUUAAGCAUGCAGAAGUAUAUAACCAGGACCUCGAGGAUGAACUAAGCUCCAAAGUAGAACUACUCAGAGAAAAGGAAGCUCAGAUUAAGAACCUACAGAAAUUCAUAGACUCGCAGAAAGCAGAGAAUGCACAGUUGGCCUCGCCAUCCCCGUCGGAAAACAGUGAAGACCCAAAACAAAUGAGACAGUCUUUUUUUGAUGCUGAGACUGUAGCCCUUGAUGCCAAGAGAGAGUCAGCCUUUCUUCGAAGUGAAAAUCUGGAACUGAAAGAGAAAAUGAAGGAACUUACAAAUACUUGCAAACAAAUGGAAAUUGAUACUCGGUUAUAUCAAGGCCAGUUGGAGGCAAAAAAGAAAAUGCAAAUUGAUCUGGAGAAAGAAUUACAAUCUGCUUUUAAUGAAAUAACGAAACUCACCUCCCUUGUAGAUGGGAAACUUCCAAAAGAUUUGCUGUGCAAUUUGGAACUGGAAAGGAGGAUAACAGAUCUGCAGAAAGAACUGAAUAAAGAAGUUAAAGAAAACGAAGCUUUACAGAAGGAAGUUAACUUGCUGUCAGAGCUGAAAUCUCUGCCCUCUGAAGUGGAAAUGCUGAGGAAAGAGAUACAAGAUAAAUCAGAAGAGCUCUCUGUGAUAGCAUCAGAAAAAGACUGGUUGUGUUCCGAAGUAACUCAGAAGGAGAGCAGCAUUCAAGGUUUACUUGAAGAAAUUGGGAAAACUAAAGAUGACCUGGCCACCGCCCAGUUGAAUUACAAAAACACUGAGCAAGAAUUUCAAGAUUUCAAAAUCCUUCAUGUGGAAUUGGAGCAAAAAUAUAAAAGGGUCCAUGAGGAGAGUGUGAGAAUGAAGCAGGAAAUGGGAAGUCUCUCUGAAGAAACAGAGCACCUUCGUUUGAGCUUGGAUGCGGUGAAGACUGAGCUUUCUCACAACGCUCAGAAGGUUCAGCAGAAAACAGCCGAAGAUCAAGAAAGGGUGCGUGAGGUGGAACAGCUGAAGGAAGAGCUGGAAAGGAGAGGUGCCCACCUGCAAGCUGCAGAGGAGGAGAAGACGCUGGUGACUGAGAGGUUGCAGCAGAGUCUGGAGGCAGUGAGAAGCUUGGCCCAGGAGAAGGAGGCCCUGAGCCAGCUCCGAGACAGCCUGCAGGCUGAGCGGGACCAGCUCCGCGGUGACAUCCGGGACACGGUGAGCAUGAACAUAGACACACAGGAACAGCUGCGCAAUGCCCUGGAGUCUCUGAAGCAACACCAGGAAACGAUUAACACAUUGAAAAUGAGAAUUUCCGAGGAAUCAUCCAGGAAUUUGCAUACAGAGGAAAAUGUAUGCAAAACUGAGCAAGAAUUUCAUCAAAAGAUGAUUGGUAUGGAUGAAAAACAGAGUUUGGAAGCUGAAACAACUGGAAUUCUGAUUGCUGGUGUGAAGGACAGCAAGGUAGUUGAGCAGCAAAAGAAGAUGUGUUCUUUAAUACGAGAGAAAAAUGAACUCCAACGAAUCCUAGAAAGUAUUACAGCAGAGAAAGAACAGUUGAAGACUGAUCUAAAGGAAAAUAUUGAAAUGACCAUUGAAAAUCAAGAAGAAUUAAGAAUUCUUGGAGAUGAACUUAAAAGGCAACAAGAAAUAGUAGCACAGGAAAAGAACCAUGCCAUAGAGAAAGAUGAAGAGCUUGCCAGGACCUGUGAGAAACUGGCAGAAGUUGAAGAAAAGCUAAAGGAAAAGAAUGAACAACUCCAAGAAAAACAACAGCAGCUUCUUAAUACACAAGAGGAGAUGAGUGAGAUGCAGAAAAAGAUGAAUGAAAUGGAGAAGCUAAAGAGUGAGCGAAAGAACCAAGAAUCCAAGUUGGAACACCUGGAGAUGGAAAGGCUUGAGCUGACUCAGAAACUGCAUGAAAACUGUGAGGAAAUGAAAUCCAUAACCAAAGAGAGAGACGAUCUGAAGGAACUACGGGAGUCAUUGGAAGUAGAAAGAGAUCAGCUUAAAGAAUACAUAAGCAAAAUUGAAGCUGCAGGCCGACACACAGAACAGGAGCUCAGCGUCGCCCGUCUGCAUCUACAAGAACACCAGGAAACUAUCGCUGAGCUCAGAAGCAGCAUUGCUGAAAAGGAAGCUCAGAUAGGAAAUACUCAGGAGGACUUGGAGAAGUCCACCACCAAAGUAGGAGAGCAGGUCCCAGUGCCCGAUGAGGAGCAGAAGGUGCUUCCUACCGUGAAAGCAGGAGGUGAGAUUCAGGACACAGUGAGGGAGCUGGAGGCGCUGGAGGAACAGUCCACAGCCGCGGGUCUGACAGAAACAGAAAGGCUCAAGCUGAUAGAGAAAUUUCAGGAAAGCCAGGAAGAGAUAAAAUGUCUCAUGAAGGAAAAGGACAACCUUAAAAUGCUCAGAGAAGCUCUUGAAGCUGAACGGGACCAGCUGAAAGAAUACAUCAGAGAAAAUUCGGUUAAAAUCCAGGAGGCUCAAGACGAACAAGAACAGCCCUUCCAUAUAGGAGAACAGGGUGAGAGUCCUAGAGGAAGUGACACGGAGCAGCUGCAUGAGCAGCCUGAAGCCAAAGACGCCGCACUGCUAAGGGUAGAAAUGGAAAAGCUCCAGUUGUGCCAGAGACUUGAGGAAAGUCGCAACCAAUUGUCAUCCUUGGCUAAGGAGAGAGACGACCUACAGACGUGGCAGGAAGCGCUCCAGGCAGAGCGUGACCAACUCACAGAGCACGUCAGAGAGGUCAGCGAGAAACACCAGGAAACAGAAGUGGAGCUUAAAGUUGCCCGUUGCUGCCUGACAGAACGAGAAGAAACCAUUGAUGAGCUGAGGGCGCUGCUCUCGGAGAAGGAAACUGAACUGGCAGGCGUUAGGAACGGAUUAGAAGCAGCCAGCGAGGAAUUGCAGAAGAUCCGAGAGCUUUAUGAGAAACAGGAACAGCUUAUUAGUGUGAAAGAAACUAGCGAGACACAGGAAAAUAUGAAUGAACUGGAAAAAUUCAAGGAGCUUCUCAAAACCCAAGAUUCCACCUUGCAGGACAUAGAGAGCGACCGGCUCAAGUUGAGUAGGAGACUGGAAGAAAGUCAAGAAGAAAUAAAAAUUAUCAUUAGGGAAAGAGAUGAACUGCAAAGGGAGCAGGAGGCCCUUCAGUUGGAGAGAGAUCAACUGAAAGAAAACCUUAAUGAAACUGCAGCUAAACUCCGAGAACUUGAGGUAGAACAGCAGUGUCUCAGGGUAAAAGCUGCCAGCAAGACCCAGGAGACGGGGCGCGAAUCUGAGCACUUAAGAGAGCUGCUGGAGGCCCAGAGAUGGACUCUGGAAAACAUGGAAACAGAACACAGGAAGUUGGCCCAGAGGCUCCAUGAAAACCUCAAAGAAAUAAGAGCAGUCACACAAGAGAGAGACGAGCUAAGAAGUGUGCUCAGCAUGGACAGAGAGCGGCUCAUGGGAAACCUGGAGGAAGCCAAAGCAAGAGACCUGGAAAAACAAGAGGAAGUAAGAAUGGCUCACCUGCGUCUGAAAGAGCUGCAGGGAACGGUAGACGAACUCAGAGGGGCUGUUUCUGAGAAGACAGACGAGAUGGCAUCCAUGCGAGUGGACUUGGAAAACACAAACGCGGCCUUAAAAGAACAGGCCCAAGAACUUGAGAAGAAAGAACAUCAACUUCUUCAGGUAGAAAAUAAUCUCAAGGAAACCGUGUUUCACAUGGAGCAAUUGAAGAAGCAAGUAGAAGCUCAGAAUGCAACUCUGGACAGCAUGGAGAUGGAGAGAGUAAGACUGACGCAGAGCCUCUCGGAGAACCGAGAGGAAGUGCGGCUCCUCACUGAGGAGAACGGGAGCCUGAGAAGCGCGGAGAAAACCCUGAGAGAGGAGGACGAGCAGCUGCGGAAGAGGCUGUGGAGGACAGAAGCUGAGGUGCUGCAGAGGCAGGAGGAGCUCAGAGCCGCUCACAUGAGCCUGAAAGAGCACCGGGAAACCACCGAUGAGCUCAGAAGGCUUAUUUCGGAGAAGACGGAUGAAGUGUUGAGUAUGAAAGUGGACUUAGAAAAUUCCAGUGCUAAAUUACAAGAGAAGAUUCGAGAACUGAAGGCGAAUGAACAUCUACUUUUUAAAUUAAAAGAAGAUGUCGGUGAGACACAGACACAGCUCAAGGACCAGAGCUUAACGCUAAGUAAAAUGGAAAUGGAGAAUUUAAAUUUGGCUCAGAAACUUCAUGAAAACCUAGAAGAAAUGAAAUCUGUGGCAAAAGAAAGAGAUCGUCUGAGGAGCAUGGAGGAGGCGCUCGUGUUGGAGCGAGACCGGCUCAAAGAGGACCUGCAGGAGGCCUCAGCCAAAAGUCUGGAAACACAGCAAGAACUAAAAACUGCUCAUCAGCAUUUGAAGGAGCAACAAGAAACGAUUGAGAAAUUCAGAAAGAGGGUUUCAGAAAAGACAACUCGGAUUUCAAACAUUCAGACCACUUUAGAUCAGUCAAAACAUGAAUCACAGGAGAAGAUCCAAGAACUUCAGCAAAAAGAGCUUCAGCUUCUCAAAGUAAAAGAAGAUGUCAGUAAGAGUCAUAAAAAAUGGAGUGAAAUGGAACAAUUGAGGCAGCAGUUUGAGGCCCAGAGUGUACCAGUGCCCCCUGCAGAUGUGGAUAACUUCCACUUGACUAAGAAACUUCAGGAAAACCUAGAAGAAAUCAGGAUGGUAGCUAAGGAGAGCCGUGAGCUCAGGAGGAUGAAAGAGGCACUCGAAAGGGCCAGAGGCCGGUGCAGAGAAGCCGUGAGGAAAGUGGUAGCUAGAGCGGGAUCCGAGCUCUCCACUCGCCGUGAACUAUCUGACCGUCAGCCCCGCAGGGAGGCCAGGAACUCGGGAAGGAGGUCUCCGUGUAGUGGAGAGCAGCCUCUCGCCGGAAGCCUGAAGGAGAAGGGCCUCCGGAUAGGAGAGCUUCUGAAGAGAUACUCAGAGAUGGAUGAUCACUGUGAAUGCUUGAACAGAUUGUCUCUUGACUUGGAGAAGGAAAUUGAAACCCAGAAAGAGCUUUCAGCGAGAGUAAAAGCAAACCUCUCACCUCCACAUCCACAAAGCAAACAGAUUCAGAGACUUCUCACUGCCAGCCAGAGGUGCUCCAUGGAAUUCCACAGAGUCAUGAAGAAACUUAAGUAUGUGCUAAGCCAUGUGACAAAGACAAAAGAAGAGCAGCACAACUCCAUCAAUCAACUGGAAAUGGCUCUGGUUGGUGAAGUGGAAAAGCAGGAGGAGCUGCGUGCUGGGAUGCAGCCCCCACAGCAGACAGGCGAGGGGCUGGGCACAGAGUCCAGGGUCCACAGGCUGCACCAGCUUAUGGAUCAACACAUUGAGGAAAUUCUCAAAGACUUUUCAGAAAAUGACUUCUCCAGCAUAAAGAUUGAAUUUCAACAAAUACUGAGAAAUAGGAAAGAAACGACUUGGUUUUUGGAAGAGUGGCUGAGUACUCACUUUGACAUAGAAAAGCUUAAAGAUGGCAUCCAGAAAGAAAACAAUAGCAUUGGUCAAGUGAACCACACCUACAAUAACAAGAUAACUGCCAUCAUAAACGAGUCCACGGAGUUUGAGGAGAGAAGCAGUGCCAGGUGCAGAGAGUGGGAGCAGGACCUGGAGUCGGCGCGGGAGGAGAGCAGGGCGCUGGCCGCCUCCCUGGCGUUGGCCCAUGGUGACCCUGCCUCACGGGCCAGUGGGAGUCCUCAGGCACCCCCAGGAGCUGGGCAGCUGACCACACAGAAAAUUCAAGAACUGGAAAGUUCCCUGCGUGAAGCUGAAGAAAGUGCUGUGCGUAAGGAAGACGAGAUUAUAAAGUUGCAAAAAGAACUCAGAAUGUCUGGUGAUGUAAUAGCAAAACUUCAAGCCAAAGUUAAUGAGUCAAAUAAAGUCCUUGAAAGAACAAAUGACAUGAUCCAAGCACUUCAGGACAAACUUGCUUUGGGAGCGAAGCCAUAUAAGGAAGAAAUUGAAGACCUCAAGACGAAGCUGGUGAGGUCGGACCUGGAGAAGGUGCAGACUGCCAAGGAACACGAGCGGGAAAUUACUUCUGCAAAAGCCACUGAAGACCAUCAGAAAGAAGUAAUACGGCUGUUGAGAGAAAAUCUGAGAAGAAUUCAGCAGGCCCAAGAUACCUCGAUGAUCUCGGAGCCUGGUGACCCACAGCCUGCCCAGAAGCCCCUGACCUGCGGUGGGGGCAGUGGCAUCGUGCAGAACACGAAAGUGCUCAUUCUGAAGAGCGAGCACCUGCGGCUGGAGAAGGAGCUGGCGAAGCUGAAGCAGCAGAAUGAGCGGCUGGCGCAGCAGAGGGGCGAGCUGCUGAGCAAUAACCAGCAGCUGUCUAAUGAGCUCAAGGCCUGGAAGGAGAAAGCCGGCAAGCGGGAGGCUCACUGCAAAGUGAGCUGUGAGGCUUUGCCCAAGUCGCCUGCUCGGGUGCCGGGAGCAGGUGCCACGCGGAGGCCCAGCGUCCCUGCCCAGUGUAGAGAGCGGACCUCGCAGGACCCUGUGCCCCAGGACUCACCCAAGUCGCGAUUUUUUGACCCCCGCUCCAAAUCUUUCCCGGCCCCGCGUCCAGCUCACUACUUUGACAACUCGAGCCUAGGCCUUUGCCCAGAGGAGCAGGCUGUGGGCACAGAGAACGUGGACCCCAGGUUCCUGCCCAGUGCCCCUCUCAGGGACACACCGGAGUGCAGGAUGCAGUAGGCCCUCCGCCAGUAGGCCCAGCCUGCCGGGACCCGGGCUCACCGCGCAGCCCUCACGGUGGUGUCAACGUCCAGCAGAAGCUCGGCUUGGUGCUCACUUGGUCACUGCGAUUGGAAGAUGAAGGAACAAGAAUCAUUGAGAAUGACAGCAAGACCUUCUUGCAUGUGAUGCUUUUAAAUGUUGGCCUGUUUUAUUUAUUUAUACAAUGUAAAAUAUAAAGUUACUGAGGGAAAUUUCAGCCUGUCGGCAUAGGCACAAAAUAUACACAGCUGUUAUUCACAUAUGACUUCUACAUGAACAAAAUUAUAAAGUC